Coffea eugenioides is the source of this 863-nucleotide messenger RNA. RefSeq lists its product as uncharacterized. NCBI's taxonomy places the organism in Eukaryota, Viridiplantae, Streptophyta, Magnoliopsida, Gentianales, Rubiaceae. Gene Ontology annotation, molecular function: mRNA binding; protein binding. The coding region runs from base 74 to 688 and encodes 204 amino acids. The record is from RefSeq and is a predicted model, not a curated record. The transcript has 5 exons.
GGCCAAUUUGCUUUCUUUUCUAACUGUCCAAAAAUUGAACAAAAAAAUUUCAAGAAAAAAAAAAUCAGACCAUAUGGAAAUUAUAGUAAAUACUGAGUCUCUUUCCUAUGUUAAGCUUCUUCCUAAACCUUUAUCUCCAGCUUUAGUAUUCCCAUCCAGAGCUAAUGUUUUGUCCCAUAAUUUUAAUUGUUUGCCUAGAAAGCUGCAAUGUGGUGCUAAGCAGUUGAGAAACUUGGGAGCCAUUUAUGCUUCUGGAGCUGAUAGCAGUUCAACAAAUGUUGUUGAGAAAUGGAUUCUUGAACCUAUAGGUGACGGUGAUACAAAGCACCUAGGUGAAAAGAUUGCAAUGCCAAAUGCAUUUGAGAUAGCUUCUAGUGUGAUUACCAUAGGACGCACUGCUGACAAGGUAGAUGUGGCCAUUCCCGUCCCAACAGUAUCUGCUGUGCAUGCCAGGAUUGAGAAGGCAGAAAAGAGUCUUGUGAUCACAGAUUUGGACAGCACAAAUGGUACAUUUAUUGAUCAAAGGCGCCUCAAACCUGGUGUUGCUGCUUUUGCAGUACCUGGGAGCAGAAUUACCUUUGGGGACGUGCAUUUAGCAGUAUUCAGGGUCUCAAAGCUUGAGGUAGAGGAACCUAGCAAUGAACCAGAAGCUGAAGCUAAAGUAGAGGAGGGAGCAGACAGCAACUGAAGAAUCCACAGUUUUGUUCUUGGAACUUCCAUCUGUAAUUACGCAUCCAAAGUCUAGAAUAAAAGGUUCCGUGCUAUUUGAACAAUUACAUUUCUGCAGAUGUACAAUUUUCGAUUACCGAUCAAAAGCAAAACAAAGAGAAUUAAAGAAAUGUCUAUAGACUUAUUUGAAUCAA